This is a messenger RNA of Brassica rapa (field mustard), 555 nucleotides long. Its product is annotated as 60S ribosomal protein L36-2. Gene Ontology annotation, cellular component: ribosome. Lineage: Eukaryota; Viridiplantae; Streptophyta; Magnoliopsida; Brassicales; Brassicaceae. The record is from RefSeq and is a predicted model, not a curated record. Gene Ontology annotation, biological process: translation. Gene Ontology annotation, molecular function: structural constituent of ribosome.
UAGCCUCCUCCGUAUAUACACAUUCAGAGGUGUUUCACUCGUGUUUCUUCUUAGCUCGAUACAAAAAACAAGAAGAAGAUGACAGCUCCUCAGGUGAAGACCGGUUUGUUCGUCGGGUUGAACAAGGGACAUGUUGUCACCAGACGCGAGUUGGCUCCUCGUCCCCGUGCUCGCAAAGGACAAACGAGCAAGAGGACGCUCUUUAUCAGAUCCUUGAUAAGGGAAGUUGCCGGUUUUGCCCCCUACGAGAAGAGAAUCACUGAGCUUUUAAAGGUUGGUAAAGACAAGCGUGCUCUCAAGGUGGCUAAGCGUAAGUUGGGAACCCACAAGAGAGCCAAGAGGAAGAGAGAGGAGAUGUCUAGCGUUCUCCGCAAGAUGAGGUCUGGUGGUGGUGGUGCUACUGAGAAGAAGAAAUGAGCAUCGUUUCUCUCAGGAUGACAAGCUACUCUUUUUUUAACGUUUGUUUUAGUAUUUGGGAUUUGAAGAGAAUUUUGUCCGGUGAUUAUUUGUUGAAACUUAUCAUUUUAUCUCUUAUUACCUCUGAUUUCAUUUAAA